This is a messenger RNA of Dictyostelium discoideum AX4, 327 nucleotides long. RefSeq lists its product as hypothetical. The transcript has 2 exons. The record is from RefSeq and is a predicted model, not a curated record. Bases 1 to 327 code for a protein of 108 amino acids. NCBI's taxonomy places the organism in Eukaryota, Evosea, Eumycetozoa, Dictyosteliales, Dictyosteliaceae.
AUGAAAAUCAACGAUUGGUUAAUUUGGUAUGUUUUCCUUGCAAUAGUUUCGAAUGAUAAGGUCAUUAGAAUUUGGAAUUCAAAUCAAUUUGGCUCAAUAGCAUCAUUAACUUGUAUUAAUACACAUGCUUCUAUUUUAAAUAAAAAGAGAUCAUUGAUAAUGCCAUAUUUUAAAAUCUUAUCAGAUGAGGACUGGAAUGAUGAUGGAAUGCUCAAAUUAGUUAAAGAAUCUGUAAAAUUUUCUCACAAAAAGGUUAUUUUCAUAAAGAUUUAUCUAAGAGACAUGUUACCUGUUAUUCAUAGAUUUAUCAAGAGUAGAAGAUAUUAG